Molecule: messenger RNA, 8600 nt
Organism: Paramuricea clavata
Lineage: Eukaryota; Metazoa; Cnidaria; Anthozoa; Malacalcyonacea; Plexauridae
Source: the annotation of a GenBank genome assembly
UGGCCGGCGUUUGUAGUUUGAGAGAUAUUUCGUGACGUACCUUGGCGUUUUUUAGUCUUGAUUUGCUCGUGAACCCAUCAGCAACGAUAUUUGUAGCCAUAGAAGUGGCCAUGGCGUUUUCCUCUACUGGAUACGUUUCCCCCUAUGUGUUAUGCAAAGAGAAAUAUCGCCAGUAAUGUUUUAUCUUUGUCCAAGGCUGUUUUUCAUCACAUAGCAACAACACGAUCAACAAUUGUUGACAUUACGUAGCAUAGCAACGGCGAGAAUUCCCGAUAAACAUACGAAAGUCUCCGAGUUGAUGCGAAGAAUAAAUUAAAUAUGGCGGCGAAAAUAACAAGUAUUCGUACUUGUUGUGCUCUGUUGAAUUUUCGAUAUUGCACAAGAAACUUUGUUUCUUUUACCCACCGAGGAUUGCUUUCUAGCCCUUGUGUACAAGCAAAGGUAGAUUACAGUUUAUAAUAGUACUUAUUGUUUACAUUAUUAGAGUACAUUACUAAUAUUUUAUAUGAACACAUGAUAUCCGGCGCGCGAUACAAACUCUCCACACUGUUCUGCAGAUUAUUAUAUAUUGGGCCUUAUUGGCAGAUUGCAUUUAUUUUCCGCACGGGGGGGAGGGGGGUUGAUUGAGGACAUCUUUUUACCAGUUAAAUUCUGACCCCCUGGAAUUCAGUUUAUACACCCCUCCCUGGAAUUUCCAAGGAAUUCAUUGCUAGAUACCCCUGGAAUGGCUUUAAUCACAGACCAUCCCCUGGAUUUUGGUCUCUAAUCACCCAACCCUCUGGAUUUUCCAAGGCCUUUUUUACACCUCUUCCCUGGAUUUUCCAUUGUCCUCAAGCCCCCUGUGCAGAAAAUAAAUGCAAUCUGCCAUUAUAUAUUUUCAUCAUUAGAAUACUAAAUUUUGUAUAAUUUUUUCUUAAUGUUUAUCAUUACACUAAACAAUUUGUAAUAACAAUUUAUAUACAAUGCAAAUGAUUGGUUCUUUAAAAAGUUAUCAAUAGAGGUCUGAGUGUAUUAAAUCUAGCACAUGCUUUCAUGGGCGUACCAGGCGUAGGGGGUGGCAGCCCCCCCCCCAGUUUGUUGGGCAAACAAAGCCAGUCGGGCAAUAUUUGCUUCACAGUCGGGCAAUAUUGGCUUAUCAUAAAAAUAAAUGGGACAAAUUCUGUCAAUUUUGUGGCUAUCUAAUAGGAAUUUUUCGUAAUCACUCCCCCGUCAACAACAAUUCUGGAAAGUUUCAACGGAAAAUUUUUUUUGACAACGCAGGCACAAUCCGAAAAAGUCAGGAAAAUUUCUUUCCGCCCCCCUAAUUUUUUCCUUCCCGUAUGCCCAUGCAUGCUUUAUGCACUUGAUGGUAUGUCCCUAGACAAUCUCCACCCUUGCCAGAUUUGCAGGGACCCAUCCCUUUUUCAAGGGGCGAGGGGUACAUAUCACCCACAACAAAAAACCUACAGGGGUCCCACCCUGACAAAACCUGGCUAAUUUCUGUUGUUAUUUAAUCAUAUUUCUAGCCCAACCUGUACUUCUACCGCAGUGCAACCGGAGGUCAUUUACCUUCGUCUCAAGCAACUGACAAUACGAAGAAGCCACAAAUCACAAACAGUUUAAGCAUAAUUAAAAGUAUGUUACAUCAUGUGUGGCCAAAGGAUCGAAAUGAUUUAAAGAUUAGGGUUGUACUAGCAAUUUCAUUACUUGUUGGAUCUAAGGUAAAAUUCUCUUGAAUCUCAGUUUUGUGCAGGGAUGGUCGAUGUAAAACAUAAAAAGCUAUUUUUGAAUGUUUAGGUUUUGAAUGUACAAGUGCCAUUUUUAUUCAAAUAUGCAGUUGACCAUCUCAAUAAUGCUGCUCCAUUAAUGGACACUGUCGCCGGUAGUGCCAUGACGCUAACAACAGCUUUAUUGCUUGGAUGUAAGUUUGAUAUAUUGAUUAAUAAUGAGCUCAAUAGGCUGUUACCUCAUGCACCCAACAGUCCAAAGUGUUGGAUUAAUUAAGAAGACUAUCUGCCCAUGUAUGUCUCUUGUUAAGUCUCUUGUUAUUAAUUAAACAUUAAGUCACAAUAUGCCUUAAUCCAUUAAGUUAUAUUGCACUCUAAUGAGUCUUACUUUAUUAUUUUAUUCUGUCUAACAACAGAUUAUUUUACUCUGUCUAACUACUACAGUAUUACAUGGUAUUGCAAUCACACUAAAUAUGCUACUCAGGGAAUUCCUCUGGGGAGUUGAAGAAAUGAUACAUAUAGUAAAUAUAGGUUGAAAUAUAUUUAGACGGUGCUGCAAGAGCUGGUGCAUCCCUUUUUAAUGAAUUGAGAAAUGCUGUGUUUGCUAAAGUAGCACAAAGCUCAAUCAGAACUGUUGCAAAGAGAACAUUCUUGCAUUUACAUAACCUUGAUCUCAGUUUUCAUCUCUCGAGGCAAACUGGUUAUCUCUCAAGAGCAAUUGACAGAGGAACAAGGUACGAUUACAAAAAAUUAUUUUAACACAUCUUAUGUUACUUUGUGUGUAACUUAAUGUGUUCUGUUUAAGCCAUGAUUAAGUUUCGGAUUCCAUUUAUAGUCAUGAUGUGAAUAUAUCAAGUUGGUGAAUGGAUAUAGAAUAUUAAUUACCUCUAAAUUGAGAAAACACUGAUUUGUUUACAGCACAACAAAAUAAUUUAGAAUGAUGCAGAUUAUUUCAAAUCUUCAAAUCUUCUGACAAACACACCAGGCUUCAUGUGUCUGCAUUUGUAAAUAUCUUUAUAAAAAUUUCACUUCACAAGCUUUUUUUGUCAACUUUUUCCAAAUUAGAGGUAUCAACUUUAUGCUGACUGCAUUGAUUUUCAAUAUAUUUCCAACGUUAUUAGAAGUUUCAUUGGUCACAGGAAUUUUGGUAAGUUAAGACACUGGGAGUGCCAGUACCCAUCCAAGUGUACCCAUCUUGCAAGGAUAUUAUUAUAUUCCUAAUUCUAGACUAAGUACAAUCUUACUUGUUUACUGUUAGUUGUAAUUUAUUUAACAUUUUUGAAACUUGUGUAUUGUGUCAGUAAAACUUCCUAGCUUUGUGGAAAAUGUAUGUCAUUUGCUGAUUUAACCAGUUCUUGUUUCAAUCCUACAGGCGUAUAAAUGUGGUAAAGAAUUUGCCAUGAUAACAUUAACAUGUAUCGCUGGUUAUACGCUCUUCACAUUUGGUAUUACUCAAUGGCGGACAAAAUUUCGUGUCGAAAUGAACAAGGCAGAUAAUGAAGCAGGAUCAUUAGCAAUUGACUCCCUACUCAACUACGAAACUGUUAAGGUAUAUUUAGAUAUAAGGCUCGACCUUUUCAUUAGCUAAGAACGUUUUCUGCUUGCGUGCGAGUGUUUUCUGCUUGCGUGAGAACGAUUUUGCUACGUGAGGACGCUUUUGAUAAUAGGUAAAAACAAUUUUUUAUUGCACGAGAACGAUUUUGCGAGAAUGUGAGAAUGCUAUUUUUGGUGCCUUAGAUUUAGAUGCUUUUUGUUUGCGCGAGAACGUGUUUACGUGAGAACAUGUUUACGUGAGAACGUUUUUCGUUUACAGGAAAAUGCUUUUCAUUUGCGUGAGCGCGCAGUUCGUUUUUGACGUGAAUUUCUUUCCCCCACCGUCUCAUUUUAUUUCUUUCUAGUAUUUCAACAACGAGCAAUACGAAGCAAAAAGAUACGACGCAUUAUUACAAAAUUACGAAAAAGCAUCGUUGAAAACUAGCACAAGUUUAUCCAUGUUAAAUUUUGGUCAGAACGCCAUAUUUACUACUUCUCUCGUUGCUGUCAUGUUGUGUGCAAGCACUCAAAUUACCGCAGGUAGGUUCUCAGUAGUUAAUGGAUGAUCCCAGCUAUAUCCUAAAUUUUGAUCAAGGCAAGAAGAACGAAAUACAACACCACAGAUAGAAAGAGCGUCUUAGAAUGAGUAAAACUGCAAAGUUUGUUUGCGAAAUGUUGUAGAAUGAAGAAAAUAUAGCCUUGUGAAGUUCGCCAAUUUUGUAUAUAUUUGUAUUAAACGCGGUAAAAAUAACCACUUUCGGCUUCAAAAAUGGUCAUUUUUCCCGCGCGUAAUGCAAAUAUAUACAAAAUUUGCGAACUUCACAGGGCUAUAUUUUCCUUAUUUUACAACAUUUCGCAACCAAACUUUGUAAUUUUACUCAUUUUAAGAUGCUCUUUCCAGUUAUGGUAAUGGACACUGCAGAAAAUUGCAGAAAAUGAGAAAUUUCUUGUUGUCUUUAUAGGAACAAUGACAGUUGGAGAUCUAGUGAUGGUCAAUGGUCUUUUAUUUCAACUUUCAUUGCCUUUGAAUUUUCUUGGCACUGUUUAUCGCGAGAUACGUCAGUCGCUGAUUGACAUGCAGGCAUUGUUUGACCUGCGCAGUGUUAGAUCACAAGUAACGGUAUGUCUGCCUAGUUGUUACAGUAAUUCUAAAGCCCUAAAAUAUCUCACUGAUCAAGCAUGUCAUUCUACUUUUGCGUAUAAUUUUCCAACAUAUUAAACAACUGUUUUUUAUGUUAUGUAUAUACAAAGAGAACACUUCAUAACAUAUUGAUGUAGGGAGACCUGAUAUUAAAAUUGGCGACCAUGCAGAUCGUAUUUACGGGUAGCGACCUGAGCGACUUAUAUUCUUUUAAAUUUCAACCCUUGGUUACAUUAUAACCCCUUGUUGAUAUCUCAAAUCUUGCGUUAGAAGACAGCUUAUCUGAAUGAACUUGGUAAAAUUUUACAUCCAAAUCAUCUUACCAUUUUGAUAUUGACAGGAGAAGCCAGAUGCAUUUCCUCUCAUCCUGAAUCCAGGAGAUACCAGUGCUCACGUGAGAUUUGAAGAUGUUCACUUCGGUUAUGUUGAAGGUCAGAGGAUCUUGGAUGGGUUAAGUUUCGAUGUUCCCUCUGGAAAGAAAAUUGCGAUCGUUGGUGGCAGUGGCUCAGGGUAAAUGCAAUAUUAAUCCGCUUUUCCACUAGGUCUAGGGAACUCAGAUUUUGCUGACGUGAUAAGUGAUUAAUAAUAGAAAAUCGGCUUAGUUUUCAUUUGGUAGCGAAAUGCAAAUUUUCUACGCACUUCAAGGGGAAUAUCUCCUGCUUGAUUUCUAAUUUCUUGUGUUAUUUGCAGCAAAUCAACAGUGAUUCGUUUGCUAAAUCGUUUCUUUGAUCCGUCCGACGGACGAAUAUUGGUAGCUGGACAUGAUACCCGGGACCUGUCAUUGGACAGUCUACGUCAGGCAUUGGGCAUUGUUCCACAGGUAACCGUAUAUUUCGAGAAUUAUGCUAACUACCGUUACACCAAAAUAAACUGAAUACUGGCUAGCUAUAUCUCUUCUAAAUUGUUCAUCGUGAAGUUCGAGACAUGCUGAAUGGACCUAUUCCCUAAUGAACAAAAUUUUGAUCUAGACAAGUCUAGACAAAAAUUUUAUCACAGCUUGAAAGAGCAUCACAAAAUUAGUAAUAUUCCGAAGUAUCGUUGCGAAAUGUUGUAAAAUGCGGAUAAUAUAGCCCUGCGAAGUUUGCCGUUUUUCAGUCAUUUUGUAUCACGCACGGGAAAUUGAUACCUUUUUUCAGAAAGCGAUAUUAAUUUCCCGUGCGUAAUACAAAAUGACUGAAAAACGGCAAACUUCGCAGGGCUAUAUUAUCCGCAUUUUACAACAUUUCGCAACGAAACUUCGGAAUAUUACUAAUUUUGUGUAGACUUGUCUAGAUCAAAAUUUUGUUCAUUAGGAAUAGGUCCAUUGGUCCAGUGAUACAGUGUACAGUCUUUCAGAAGUAUUCGGAGGAAACUUGCAGUGUUUGGUACUAAGAACUCUUGUAAUACGCGACUGAAAUUAUAACCAAAUAACUGCAUAUUGAAGAAAUCAAAGGCUAGUCACAGAGGCGACAAGACACUAAACAGUUUAGGUUUUUUUCCGGAUUUUCUCUUGGGCAGCGGCGGCGGAACAGAUUUCGUUCUGGGGGGGCUAAAUUUUUGCGGCGACCUCCCCCCUCCGUCGCCAAAAAAAUUUCGGUCAGUGUACCACUUUAGGGGUACAAUAUACAAAAAAAAGGGACGAAAAAAAUUUUUUCGGACUUAUCAAAAAAUUUUUUCGGAAAUACUCUUUUUUUAAACAAAAUAUUGCAAAUUUGUCCCCUUAUACCUAAAUUUUCAAAAAAUAACCUAAAUUUUUCCUCAAAUUUUCUGGGGGGGCUAAGCCCCCCCACUUUUAAUUCUGGGGGGGGCUUUAGCCCCCCUAGCCCCCCCUGUUCCGCCGCCCCUGCUCUUGGGUCCGUUUUUGCAGAGAAGAUUGAGUUUAGCUGAACAGCUGGGGUGGCUGCACCCCCCCCCUACCGGGGGGCUGACACCUGUACUCAAUAAAUGUAGUUGAGACGGAAUGUGUUAAAGCAGGGGCACUAAGGGACACUAUAAACUGGUUAAAGAUGGCGAAUGCAUAGUUUUUCUUGUGUUGUGAGAUGAAUUCCAGCCAUUUUUUCUUAAUUGUCGGGUUUCCAACUGAAAACUAAUUUCCACACGUCACGAAUAUAACUGAAACAACUUCAUUUUUACUGCACUGAAACUUUGAUGAGAAGACUGAGUUUCAAAACUCAAUUCAAGAUUGAGUUUUUGAGGCCGUUUAACAGCCCUAAAAAAUCCCUGAAAAAAGCCUGUAAACACUAUUCCUCCAACAACCAAUCAAGGCCGAUUUACACAACACAACACCUGUCGCAUGCAACCAAUGCAACUUGCUUAAAACCUGAGUUGUACUGUGUAAAUCAGACACACAACUCAUCUAUGACAACGUAGUUGAGUUGUGUACUUGAUUUACACAGUACAACUCAAGUUUGAAGCAGGUUGCAUCAUUGCGACAGUUUUAGGCAAAAGUUAUGUAGUGUCAAUCUACCUUUAUAAAAAUUUAACACCGCCAUAUUUGUCACUCUUCCCAGGACUCUGUAUUAUUCCACAACACGGCCUUCUACAACAUCAACUACGGACGAAUUGAUGCUACCGCUGAAGAAGUUUACGAAGCUGCGAGGUUGGCGGACAUUCACGACCAAAUCCGACGAUGGCCCGAUGGUUACGACACGCAGGUUGGCGAGAGAGGUCUGAAGUUAUCCGGAGGGGAGAAACAACGUAUUGCUAUCGCUAGAGCCAUAUUAAAGAAACCACCAAUACUACUUUACGAUGAAGCUACGUCGUCUUUGGAUUCAAUAACUGAAAUGGUUUGUAAAUAUUUGUAUUUCUAAGGUUUUCUAAAUCAUUUGUCUUAGUGGAAACACAAGACGAGCUAUCCAGACAAACAAGUUAGAACUUAGAAAAGCGAGGUAUUUUACUAAAUCCCUUCAACAAUAGGCGGAUUCCCAUUAUAGACUAAUUUUUUAUCUUGGCAAAAAAAUAUAUUCCCGGAAAGAGCAUACUAAAAUGAGUAAAAUUGGAAAGUUUGGUUGCGAAAUGUUGUAAAAUGCGGAAAAUAUAGCCUUGCAAAAAUCCCAAAUUUUGUAUACUUUUGUAUUGCGUGCAGAAAUUCCUACCACAUUUGGGCUGAAAAUGGCAGCAAUUUCCACACGCAAUACAAAAGCAUACAAAAUUUGCAAACUUGGCUUUGCAAUUUUCCGGCUGCAUUUUACAACAUUUCGCAACCAAACUUUGCAAUAUUACUCAUUUUAGUCCGCGCUUUCUAGCUGUGGUAGGCUAUUUGUUUUCAUCUCCUUGCUUAGUUUUAAAAUUAGUCUAUAAUGGGAAUUGUCUAUUAGUUGUAUCGAGUGAGAUUGCUCAAAGUCCCGAUACUUAUCCAUACACCGUACAUUUAUACAUGAACUUGUGGUUAGAGCUCGUUGGUUAGAGAGCUGUAUCAGAAUCGCAGGACCGAAUCGAUUCCUGCCAGAAGGCCUAUAAUAGCUUUUUUGUUCCUGGUUAGGUCUAGUAAAUGUAUAAACAAAAUCCACUCCUAAAAUCCUGAUGUGGGUGUUCUCACUGUUCUGUUGAAAACAUUAAGAGGCAAUAUGUUUCAAUGUCACGUAUUUGCAAUGACAUUUUUUACGUGACAUUGAAAAAAAAUCUCCUCCUAAUCUAUUUUCUUUCUUUAGAACAUACUACGAGCAUUGCAUCGUUUCACAAAGGACCGAACAUCAAUAGUCAUUGCACAUCGAUUGUCGACAGUGCUGGACGCUGACGAGAUCUUGGUGCUGGAAAGCGGGCGCGUCAAGGAACGUGGUCGUCAUGACGACCUACUUAAGGACACUUCCGGUCUCUAUGCGUACCUCUGGAAUAAACAAUCGCAGGGAUACUCUAGAACUGAGGGGGAUAGGACUUCAGAGACAGAGUAGAAUAGUUGGCUAUAUGUGAACAUGUAGUCGGGCUAACACCCUAAAAACGCCUGUGCGCAGACUGGAAUCAAGAAUUAGUGUAAUAAGUCAAAUGAGGAUGACACUUGAUGGCAGUCAAUUAGCUUUUCUCACGCCGCGAUUUUUGGGGUACUGCCUUUUCCAAAUCUGAGAUUGUACGCAGUGAAUAAGGGAUUUGUAUAACUAUAAUUGUGAGUGUAAUCAUUAUAAGUACUAGAUAAAACAUGAGCAGCCGAUCUGUAUCUGAUCUUAUGAGUUCAUUGGCGAAGGAAUUUUAAAAAUAAACAUUGUCUAAGCCGAGAAAAUCGAAGCUGAAGUUUAUGUAAAUCAGGA